Messenger RNA from Prorocentrum cordatum, 4413 nucleotides. NCBI's taxonomy places the organism in Eukaryota, Dinophyceae, Prorocentrales, Prorocentraceae. The record is from the annotation of a GenBank genome assembly.
GCCUUGAUCAAGAAGAACACGCCCGAGCCGCUGAAGACUCAGGUGAUGAUGCAGACCUUCACGAACCACCAGAUCCUACGGGAGACUUGCGAGGCCUUCGCUCAGCAGAUGAUGCAGCACGACCCGAGGGUAACCAAGAAGAAGUUCGACCCGAACGCCAUGGACGUGGAUGCUUUCGACAAGGGCGGCAAGGGCGAUUCCAAGGGCAAGGGCUUCGGCGGCAAGUCGGACCAGAAGGGCAGCGGUGGCAAGUCGAGCAGUCAAAGGAGUGCUUGGCAGAGUUCGGGCGGCAAGGGUGGCAAGGGCGACGGCAAGAACAAGAUGAAGAGCAAGAAGGGCGAGACGAAGCUCUUCGACGGAUGGUGUUCGAAUCCCCACUGCGGCAAGUACGGGCACAAGAUCGCGGACUGCAGGAAGUACGGCGGCGGCGCUUACCAGCCUGAUGACGAAGGGGGUUGGAUUUUUGCGUUUACGGACGACACUGACGGGGACGAAUGCGAGAUGCUCGUGGAUAGUGGAGCUCACACUCAUGUUGUACCAAAGGCUAUGACGGAGAAGUGCAAGCUCACAGGCGAGCCAGGUCAGUCUCUGCGAUCCAUUACUGAUAAGGGUAUUCGGACUUGGGGUAAGCGGACGUUGACGGGUGAGGUCUUCGAUUCGAACACGUCGAUCCCUGCAAAGCUAGACGUCACGCCAGCUGAAGUUCGUAGAGGUGCCCUUUCAGUUGCAGAGAUGAAUGAUGCAGGUUAUUCGGUGCACUUUGAUCCUGACGGAGCCAAGAUGUUCAAAAGCAACAAGAAUGUGCAGCACGAGAUAGAUAAAGCAAUCGAGUCGACAGUGACUUUGCGGUUACGACGGAAGGUGAAUGCGUUUCUUCUUCCCAUGAGGUUCAAGGAUCCGACAGGCGACGAGUCCAUCAUCGGCGAUGUCGAGGACCACUCUGAGAAGGACGACGCGGAGAUGAAGGAGGAGCCUGUCGAGACACAGCCUGUGGAGGUGCAGGACAGAAGGACAGGCUACCUCAUGGGAGUUGUCGUGGAAGCUAAAGGCAAUCAGAGCUACGCUAUAGCGGCCAUCAGCGAGUACCUGGACGAGCUUGGCUACAUGAGUAUGGAAGUUCAGUUAGACGGAGAACCAGCACUGGAGGCACUCAUGAAUGGAGUGAUUUCGGAGCGUAUCAAGAAGCUCGGCAAAGAGGCAGCUGAAGCUCAACUUCGAGUACGGCUAGUUCCAAAAGGAAGCCACGCUUCUCAAGGUGGGGUUGAGAGUGGAGUUAAGUCGGUUGCAGGUCUUGCAGGGACUGGGCGUUUGGCUCUGGAGAAGCGUUACAAUAUGAAGUUCACUGAGGAUGUUCCUAUCAUACCUUGGAUGAUUCGGCAUCAUCUAUUCUGCCACAACAGGUACCAGCGGAGAAGGAGCAGCGGUCGCGCAUCUUUCGAGGAGCUCAGGUUGGCACCGUACACUUCACCCAUGCUGGAGUUCGGAGAGACAGUGAUCGGCAAGGAGCACACGGAGCUGCAGGACAAGCUGGGUACAGCCUGGUGCAAGGGACUGUGGCUCGGACGCAGUUCGAAGAGUGAUGCUCAUCUUGUCGGCACCGCGACGGGGGUAGUUCAGGCCAGGACAGUGAAGCAGCUGACGACGGAGGAGAGCUUCGACAUGGAGAUGCUCAAAGCCAUGCGUUGGACGCCUUGGAGGACCUCGGUUCGAGCUGGAGUCUAUGAGGGCGAGAAUUGGCAGCCGACGGAAGGAUGCCCUGGGUGUGAGUAUGCAGCUAAAGGUCAGCACGGACGAGGACGGCCACCACGCCACAGCAGGACAUGCCAGCAGCGUCGGGCCGAGUACGAGAAGUCAAUCGCCAGCAAGGAUGACGAGCAGCCGAAGGUGGUCGUGGUUCCCGUACCUACGGCCAGCUCGGAGGCCAACAACGGCGAGCAGCAAGCACAGCGACCAGCAGGGCCAGAGCCAGCACAAGGUCAAGAUCCAGUUGAAGCAGUUCGUCGGGAGGUGCAGAAGAUCGAGAAGAGGCUUCGUGGCAAGCAGGGAGUACCAGCUCCAGGGGCGCCCGCUAAGCGAGGAGCUGCCGACGCUGACCUCGGUGAAGGCGGCCCUGGAGGCCCACCUGGAAAUCGUGGCCUGGUGGGGGCCAUCGAGAGCUUGAGUACUGGCGACCUCAAGAGGCUCGUGGCGGGCUUCAGCACGGAGGAGAUGAUGAGGCUCGUGGGCGAGGUCGACAAGGAGCUGAAGGACGACAUCGAGUUCAGCAUCGUGAUGGGCUGGACCGAGGACGACGAGUGGGAGGCGAAGCAGUGCGAGCUAGAUCGGUUCGACAACUACGACGUGUGGGAGCUCACGCUGAGGGGCCCUCACGGGCCUAAGGCACUUAUGUGGACUUGGGUUUUGGAGAUGAGGAGUGGUGAGCUCAAGGCGGGGCUUUGUGCGCGACCAUUCGGCAAGCAGGUCAACAAGAGCAAGAAUGAGCUGUACUGCCCUACUCCACUUUCGUUCCCACUCAAGCUGCUCAUGGUCUACGCUAUCGUCAAGGAUUUCGCCAUCUUCUUUUUCGACAUAUCUCGAGCGUUUCUGUACGCGCCGAUUCGGGCUUUGGUGUACGCAGAGGUUCCGAAGGAGUACUGCCAUCUUCCCGGUAGUUCGGAUUGGGUUUUCAAGCUCAAUAAGACCGUCUACGGACUUAACGAGGCGAUGAUCGAUUUCGACGACCAUUUUGAGAACAUCGCUACAGGACGGAGUGAUGAAUCUAAGAUGACUUUCAAGAGGUUUCUUUCUGACCCGUGUACGUUUGCAGACAGGGCUAAUCAAGUUGCUAUGUCCAAGCAUGUUGACGAUGGCACGCUGGUGGGACCCAGAGUUUCAGCCAGCAAAGCGUUGGAGGAGCUCGGCACACAUUUUCUACUCAAGGUUUCUGAGCUCACAGUUGGUGGUCCUGAGAUCAAGCACCUUGGACGUGGCUGGCUCCGCACCCCCGAAGGUAUUCAAGUUCGCAUGUGGCCUGCUAUUUUCAAGAAGCUACUCGACUCUGAGCCCAAUGAUAAGAAGACGAGCCCAAUACCAGGAGUCAAGAACGAGAAGAAGGUCGAGAGCGAGGAGGAGUUGGAUUCCAAAGCGGCCACAAAGUUCAGGAGCGUCAACGGCCUCAACAUGUUCGUGUGUUUGGAGAGGCCCGAGUGUCAGUACGCAGCGAAGGAGUGUUCGAGGGGGAUGUCACGACCGACGGUGCAGGACCAGACGAGGCUCACGCGCAUCAUCAGGUUCAUUCGAGCUCACCCAUCUUCAGUCACGUGCAUGUAUCCAGACAGCGGCGAGUUCAAGGUUAUCGGACGUGCAGACUCUAAUUGGGCAGAGGACCCUAUCGGGAGGAAGUCUACAAGUUGUGGUCAGUUGUUUCUCACUGGAGCUUUGAUCAUGCAGUUCGUCAAGACUCAGGGGGCACCAGCACUCUCGUCGCCCGAAGCUGAGUUUAACGCACUCGUGCAUGUCGGGAUUGAGGCGAGAGGAGCACAGACUUAUCUCAAGGAGCUCUUGGACGAAACUGUACCAGUGACGCUGGAGAGUGACAACUCCAGCGCUCUCACGAACGUCGAGAAAAAGGGAGUUGGCAGGAUGAGGCACAUCGAGUUGAAGGAUCUGUGGAUCAAGGACCUAGUCGCGCGUAAGGCUGAGACGAAGGUCAGCACGAGCAAAGUUCACGCCGACGAGAACACCGCAGAUCUUGGGACGAAACAUCUUUCGAGGGUCGAUUUCAUGAAGCACCUAACGGCGAUGAAGGUUUGGCUCACUGGGAAAGGUGAGGUUGGUGGAAUUUCGGGUUCAAGCAACGAGAAGAAGGGCCAGAUCGGUAAGCCUGCGCUGGAGCUGAUGGGAGCACUUACUCAAUGCUUGGUGGGUCUUGGUACGUUUCUUCAAUUUGGACGUGCGGACGCUACUGAGUUGGUGGAGAAGGAGUUUCAGCCAGUCGCGAUCUCAAGCCCUGCAGAUGAUGAGAGCCAUUUUGGCGUUUCCACAACGGUCGUGAUGAUGAUGCUCACCCUUUUGAGCGUUAUCGCAACGAGUGCAGUCUUCAAAGUCAAGCAGCACAUCGACCGUAUCACGCAGCCAGCACAGAAAGAUGCCUCAACUCAGUACAGCCUGAAGGACACGAUGAAGAAUGGAGCUACGAGCAAGAUCGUGGUCAAUGAUCUUCGGGCUAUGUUCACAGCUAUGACUAUAGACAGUGGACGGGAGUUUCUACGACUACGGCGAGUGGAUCGGGCCGUCUCGACAUAUACAAAGGCGAUGGUGGUCGAAGCUUGCGUGGCUACCGCCCUCAACGAGAUAAGGCAGGACAAGAUCUACAGUGUUGAUGGGUUUGUCGGGAUUUGGCGCCCUCGCUCGCUGGCUAUGAUUCGAUAUUGA